This is a messenger RNA of Durotheca rogersii, 3197 nucleotides long. Its product is annotated as duf907 domain-containing protein. The coding region runs from base 347 to 2563 and encodes 738 amino acids. The record is from RefSeq and is a predicted model, not a curated record. The transcript has 4 exons. Lineage: Eukaryota; Fungi; Ascomycota; Sordariomycetes; Xylariales; Xylariaceae. Gene Ontology annotation, biological process: transmembrane transport; fungal-type cell wall biogenesis.
CGGGGAGAAAAAAAAAAAAAGGGCAAUACGAGAAUCAGGUACCAUUCGUUGACCUCUCCGCCGGAUUCCCCACCGCACCAAGACUCGAUCCUUGCCAACGCCCUCCGCGUGGCCUCGUGUCUUGGCCUCGGAGCAGGGUGAGGUAAAUAGAACCGGAAAACCAUCAUCGUUCAGAUGGUCGCAUGAGCUUGGGCAUCGUCGUCGCACAGUCGAAAUCGGCAACGACAGAAGAAGAAAAAGAAGCUGAAUCGGAUGUGUGCUGCUAUCCGUUGAGAUUCGUCGAGGACCCUCGUCACCCUCCCAGCUCUCCCUCCGCCUCGUCUUCGCCUCUCGUCACGAAGCCGCGAUGAGGUCCUCGGUCGGGGCGUUGCUCGCCGGCGCGCUCUCUCUCGCGACUCCCGCCCUGUCGGCCGAGCGCAUUCUGCGGUCGACCUCCCUCAACAGCUGCCAGGAGAACUCAGGCUUCACUGCGAGCCUGUUCAGCGUCGUGUACAUCCCGAGCCAAGGCGUCGCCCACGUCAACAUUUCGGCCUUCUCCACCAUCGAGGCCAAUGUCAUCUUCGAUAUCGACAUCACCGCCUACGGCUAUUCGUUCCUGCACCGCACCAUCAACCCGUGUGAGGUCAACCUCGCCGGUUUCUGCCCCAUGGUCUCCGGCAAGCUUGGCGACCCCUUCAACCUUCCCGUUACUGCCGCCGCCACCGCCGGCAUCCCCUCCAUCGCCUACGACUUCCCCGACCUCGACGCCAAGGUUAGGAUCUUCAUCAACGCCACCGACGGCGGCCGCGCUGGCCAGAGCGUCGCCUGCGUUGAGGCCCUCAUCUCCAACGGCAAGACCGUCGACCUCAUCGGCGUCAAGUGGGCCUCCGCCGUCGUCGCCGGCCUCGCUCUCGCUUCCUCCGCCUUCCUAUCCGGCCUCGGCCACACCAAUGCCGCUUCCCACGUCGCCGCCAAUGCCCUCUCGCUCGUCAGCUACUUCCAGGCCCAGGCUAUGAUCGGCCUCGUCGGCAUCCCCUUGCCCCCCGUCGUCCAGUCGUGGACACAGGAUUUCCAGUGGAGCAUGGGUAUCAUCAAGGCCGCCUGGAUGCAACGCAUCUUCACCUGGUACCAGCGAUCGACGGGCGGUACGGCGUCGACGCUGAUUACGCAGUCGAGCAGCUUGUCGGUGGUGUCCGUCGAGGUGCAGAAGCGCAGCAUCGACCUGUUCCAGCGCGCCGCGUCCAUCCUUCCCCGCGCCGUCCUCGACCACGGCACCAGCCUGAUGCGCCGCGCCAACGUCCAGACCAGCUACGGCAGCUUCGUCGUCUACGGCAUCCAGCGCGCCGCCUUCCGCGCCGGCAUCGAGAGCACUAACCUCUUCCUCACCGGGCUCGUCUUCUUCUAUAUCGUCAUGGUCAUCACCACCCUCUGUGUUAUCGCCUUCAAGGGCUUCUGCGAGCUCGCCGCUAAGAAUAAGUGGAUCAAGGGCGACCAAUUCCUCGAUUUCCGCAACGGUUGGCGAACCGUUCUCAAGGGCAUCCUCUUCCGGAUGGCCCUCGUUGGGCAUCCCGCCAUCACGAUCCUUUCCUUCUGGGAGUUCACCCAGAACGACUCCCCCGCGCUCAUGGUCUUGGCUGUGUUCUUCCUCCUCGCGAUCAACCUCGUCCUUGCCUGGGCGGCCUACAAGGUUAUCCGCAUCGCGCAUCGCUCCGUCGCCAUGCACAGGAACCCAGCUUAUAUCUUGUUCUCGGACCCCGAGACUCUUAACAAGUGGGGCUUCCUAUAUAUCCAGUUCCGCGCGUCAGCGUACUACUUCAUUGUGCCGGUUCUCUGCUACACAAUCGUAAAGUCGCUCUUCAUCGCGUUCGCGCAAAACAGCCCGAUCGUACAAGCAAUCGCAUUCAUCCUAAUCGAGGCGGCAGCGCUCAUUGCGGCGUCAGUGCUACGGCCCUGGAUGGACAAGAAGACGAAUUCGUUUAACAUCGCGAUAUGCGCCGUUAACUUCAUUAACGCACUUUUCCUACUCAUCUUCACCCGCGUCUUCGACCAGCCCGCAAUCGUAACGGGCGUCGUCGGCGUCAUCCUAUGGAUCCUUAACGCCGUAUGCACACUCGUACUACUACUCAUGCUCAUCAUCACGACGGGCAUUAUCAUCUUCCACGGCAACCCGGACGGCCGGUACAAGUUCAUGGCCGACGACCGGACCUCCUUUAUGAAGUCGCAGAGCCAGUUGGCGACGACGACGGAGCUUGACGCGCUCGGCGUCACCGCGCGCGGCGAGAAGCACCGCUACGGCGGCUCCGGCCUCGACCUGGACGCCGACGACGCUUCCAGGUCCGCGAGCGCGUCGAACCACCGCGACUCGUCGCUCUACCGCGGCCGCCCCUCCCUCGCCAACUCCACCACUCGUGGUUCCCACCCGAGUCCGCUCCGCCCCCCAGUCGACCCCGCGUCCAUCGGCCGCGCUGUGAGUCCCAUCGGCCACCGCGCCGUGAGCCCCAUCAGCGCCUCGAGCGCGUCCGGAGGCCGCUCCCAACGCAACGCGAGCCCCGCCGGGUCCCGCCCGCCGCCGAGCCCGAGGUAAGAACUGAACCCCCGCUCCGGCUCCCCUGGUCGGGCGAGACUGCUGUCGAACCCAACUUCUUCUGAGAGCGUCUGCUGACUCGUCGUCGCGGCUAGGGCCUGGCAACGCGGAGCCGGAUACGACCAUCAGGUGAGCGGCCCGUAGCACCCCUCCGAGUAUAGUUACGAGCGGUAUGCCGCGACGUACCGAUGUCUCGAAACACGGCCGUGAUGCUCCGCCCCUUUGCGGGCGGGAUUGCGCCGCCUUAAUUCAACCUCUCUCUUAUCAAUCGUGCCGCACCCGCUCAAGUCUCCCGGGAACUUGUCUGGUGUCGGGUGCGGAGAUGAACUUGCUUGUGUGGUUAUUUAUAUCCGAACGGCGGCGCUAUGUAUAUUUAGGGAGGCGGUCAGGGCGGCAGAGGCUCGACCUGACCGACUGACUAUGCGGGACAAGGUGUCCCGGCGAGGGUUUAGCUUUGUUACGAACUGUUGGGCAGGAAUCAAGGCGUUUCUGGCAGGGGGAAAUGAUGCAUUCUUUGCAGCCGGCGCGGAUGGGUCCGGCUCUACGACGUGGGGAAUACUGCAGUUUCGGCUUCGCUUUGCGGUGUAGACUCGUGUGUGCAAAUAGUUGGUUUAUAUAGUGCCCAGUACAUUUA